CACGGAGGAGGCCCCAGCUCCCAAGGGGCUGAGCAGCGGGAGCAGUAGCCAGGGGGAGGAGCUGAGCCACACUUGCGAGACCCCCUCCCCGCCCAAGAAGCAUGAACAGGAAAGACAGCAAGAGGAAAGGGCUCCCAUGAUUCCCUAGGAGCUGUGCCCACAGGAAGUCCCACCAGGAAUGCAUGGCGAAGACAGCAGGACGGUGCCGGCCCCGACAGGCCCGUCGCCACAAGACGUGUCCCAGCCCCCGGGAAAUCAGCAAGGUCAUGGAGUCCAUGAAUCUGGGUGUGCUGAGUGAGGGUGGCUGCAGCGAGGAUGAGCUGUUGGAGAAAUGCAUCCAGUCUUUCGACUCAACUGGCAGCCUGCGCCGUGGGGACUACAUCCUCAACAUGAUGCUGGCCAUGCACAGCUGGGUGCUUCCUUCCGCCAACCUGGCUGCCCGUCUGCUGGCCUUGUACCAGAAAGCCACAGGGGACACCCAGGAGCGGAGGCGGCUGCAGAUCUGCCACCUGGUCAGGUACUGGCUGGCAAACCACCCUGAGGCGGUGCACCAGGAGCCACAGCUGGAAGAAAUGAUAGGACGUUUCUGGGCCACUGUGGCCCAGGAGGGCAACUUGGCCCAAAGAAGCCUGGGAGAUGCCUCCAACCUCCUGAGCCCUGGUGGCCCUGGCCCCCCACCCCCCAUGAGCAGCCCAGGAUUAGGCAAAAAGCGCAAAGUGUCCUUGCUUUUCGACCACCUGGAGACGGGGGAGCUGGCUCAGCACCUCACUUACCUGGAGUUCCGGUCCUUCCAGGCUAUCACGCCGCAGGACCUGCGGGGCUACGUUUUGCAGGGCUCAGUGCGGGGCAGCCCGGCCCUGGAGGGUUCCGUAGCUCUCAGCAACAGCGUGUCCCGCUGGGUGCAGGUCAUGGUGCUGAGCCGUCCUGGGCCCGCACAGCGCGCGCAGGUGCUGGACAAGUUCAUCCACGUGGCACAGAGGCUUCGCCAGCUGCAGAAUUUCAACACACUGAUGGCCGUCACGGGGGGCCUAUGUCAUAGUGCCAUCUCCAGACUCAAGGACUCCAAUGCCCACCUGAGCCCCGACAGCACCAAGGCCCUGCUGGAGCUGAAUGAGCUCCUGGCCUCCCACAACAACUACGCCUGCUACCGCCGCACCUGGGCCAGGUGCACAGGCUUCCGGCUGCCCGUCCUGGGUGUGCACCUCAAGGACCUGGUGUCCCUGCACGAGGCACAGCCCGACAGGUUGCCUGACGGUCGUCUGCACCUCUCCAAGCUGAACAGCCUCUACCUGCGGCUGCAGGAACUGGCAGCUCUCCAGGGGCAGCAGCCCCCCUGCAAUGCCAACGAGGACCUGCUGCAUCUGCUCACGCUCUCCCUGGAUCUCUUCUACACAGAGGACGAGAUCUACGAGCUUUCAUAUGCCCGGGAGCCGCGCUGUCCCAAGAGUCUGCCACCCUCCCCCUUCAAAGUGCCUUUGGUAGUGGAGUGGGCCCCUGGUGUGACACCCAAGCCAGACAGGGCAACCCUGGGUCGGCAUGUAGAGCAGCUGGUGGAGUCUGUGUUCAAGAAUUAUGACCCUGAAGGCCAAGGAACCAUCUCUCAGGAGGACUUUGAGCGGCUCUCAGGCAGCUUCCCCUUCGCUUGCCAUGGGCUUCACCCACCCCCACACCAGGGGAGUGGCUCCUUCAGCAGAGAGGAGCUAACAGGGUACCUGCUGCGCGCCAGCGCCAUCUGCUCCAAGCUGGGCCUGGCCUUCCUGCACACCUUCCAUGAGGUCACCUUCCGCAAGCCCACCUUCUGUGACAGCUGCAGCGGCUUUCUCUGGGGUGUAACCAAGCAAGGCUACCGCUGUCGAGACUGUGGACUGUGCUGCCACAAACACUGCAGAGACCAAGUGAAGGUGGAGUGUAAGAAGAGGCCAGGGGUCAAGGGUGAUGUGGGACCCCCAGGAGCCCCUGUCCCACCCAUCCCAGCUGCCAAUGCCAGCUCUGGCCCCGAGGAAAACCUGUCCUAUACACUAUCCCUGGAACCUGAGACUGGGUGCCAUGUUCGUCAUGCUUGGACUCAGACAGAGUCCCCACACCCUUCCUGGGAACCAGAGACGGAAGGGAACGACGAGAUGCGGGCGACCAAAGGACUCUGUGUGGCAGAGCAGCAGGGGCCUGUCCAGACCCAAGGGCAGAGACCCCCACCCUUCCACCAAACCAAGCACCCCUGACCUGGCCCCACAGAGGCAGGUUCUCCAG
Messenger RNA from Tupaia belangeri chinensis (Chinese tree shrew), 2247 nucleotides. RefSeq names its product RAS guanyl releasing protein 4 (gene RASGRP4). The transcript has 17 exons. The record is from RefSeq and is a predicted model, not a curated record. NCBI's taxonomy places the organism in Eukaryota, Metazoa, Chordata, Mammalia, Scandentia, Tupaiidae. Gene Ontology annotation, biological process: Ras protein signal transduction. The coding region runs from base 183 to 2219 and encodes 678 amino acids. Gene Ontology annotation, molecular function: guanyl-nucleotide exchange factor activity; calcium ion binding. Gene Ontology annotation, cellular component: plasma membrane.